This is a messenger RNA of Rhizoctonia solani, 528 nucleotides long. RefSeq names its product Retrotransposable element Tf2 protein. The coding region runs from base 1 to 528 and encodes 175 amino acids. The transcript has a single exon. The record is from RefSeq and is a predicted model, not a curated record. NCBI's taxonomy places the organism in Eukaryota, Fungi, Basidiomycota, Agaricomycetes, Cantharellales, Ceratobasidiaceae.
AUGGAAUCACUCUGCCUUCCUCUAAUAGAUCUACCUACCCCCCAAACUGUUACUAUGCUUGAUGGGUCAAGCCCCCAGGCUGGCAAAAUCUGGAAGAAGGCUAAUCUAACCUUCUCCCUUGAUGGCAAACAUAUGACUGAGACAUUCCUAAUCUGCAAUACAGGGCCUCAUGCCUCUAUCUUGGGAUUGAAAUUGCUAGACACCCAUAAUCCAGAAAUUGACUGGAACACGCGUACCCUUACCUUCCCCCAUGCACCACUGGAACAUGCGGCUAUUGCUGAGGAGGAGGAAGCCAACAAGAACCCCCUUGAAGGAGUACCCCCAGAAUACCAUCAGUACACCAAGGUAUUUGGGGAGGAAGAAUUCAACAAGCUUCCCCCACACCAGCACUAUGACAUUGGGAUCAAACUUACCAAGGACAGGCCCCUCAACUUGCCCCUUUAUAGCAUGACCAAUGCCAAAUCUGCCACACUCAAAGAUUGGCUCAGGGAUGAACUCAAGGCUGGGAAAAUCCGUCCCAGCAAAUGA